Messenger RNA from Blastomyces gilchristii SLH14081, 1074 nucleotides. RefSeq lists its product as uncharacterized. Lineage: Eukaryota; Fungi; Ascomycota; Eurotiomycetes; Onygenales; Ajellomycetaceae. The transcript is spliced from 6 exons. The record is from RefSeq and is a predicted model, not a curated record. Bases 1 to 1074 code for a protein of 357 amino acids.
AUGGCUAACUUCGGGCCGACGGCCCCCGGGCAUGAGAACAGAGGAUGGAGGCUAUUUGUCGUUACAGUAGUGAUGAUCAUCGUGUCUGGCUUCUUUGUCGUCGUUCGACUUUCCGCGAGAUAUAUUCGGAAUGGAAUUAGGGUGGAUGACUGGGUAAUCGUGGCAGCGUUGGCUGCUGCCGUCGGAUUUUCUAUCGCUCAUGUCCUAGCGGUGCAACACGGGUUCGGUAGACACGAGCAUGAGCUCACCCCCCAGGAAAGGAUCGAUGCAUUAAUAUGGAUCUUCGUUGCUCAAGUGUUAUACAAGGUGAUCCUAUGCCUUACGAAAACGUCGAUUGUAUUGCUCUACCUCCGAGUCUUUUACGCCCAGAAGUCAUUCCGCUGGACUUGCUAUGUCCUUAUCGCAUUCAACAUAGUAUCGGGAAUUGCAUUUAUCCCACCCACUAUCUGGCAGUGUUCGCCCGUGCAUGCGUUUUGGGAUCGCUCAGUGCCACAUCGAUGUAUCAAAAAUCUUGCUAACUGGCUAUCAUACGCGCUGAUCAAUAUUUUGACCGACGUGGCGAUCUUGAUCCUGCCGAUACGGCAAGUCAUGCACCUCCAGUUGAGAAGGAAUGACAAAAUCGCCGUUAUUUUUGUUUUUGCUCUUGGCGGGUUCGUUUGCAUCACAAGCAUCAUUCGUACCACAGUCAUCGCAAGAGGGUCGGAAGUAUAUGAUGUAACAUGGAGCCCGAUCCCCGUCUCGAUAUGGAGCACCAUCGAAACAAACACAGGCAUAAUCUGCGCCUGCCUGCCUAUGAUCCGACAACCGCUCUCGAUACUCUUCCCGAGCCUCUUCUCCAGUUCAGAGCGCAGCGGAUCAAAACAACCCAGCAGCCGAGCCAACAACUUGAGGAACCGGAGUCAAGGUCGCCGAACAGGCGAGCAUUCGAUCCCUACGAACUCGAGCACACCGUGGGCCCGCCAUAGCCGCGAGGAACCCGUAUACAUGACGGCCAUCAAGCCCCGCAAAGACGGAAUUCCAAAUCGGACUGAAAGCGAAGAGAGUAUGAUAUAUGUCCACGAGAUCUCUGUUUGA